Messenger RNA from Trichoderma atroviride IMI 206040, 3790 nucleotides. The record is from RefSeq and is a predicted model, not a curated record. NCBI's taxonomy places the organism in Eukaryota, Fungi, Ascomycota, Sordariomycetes, Hypocreales, Hypocreaceae.
AUGUGGAAUACUGGCCAGGUUUUCGUCCUGCUUAUGGAUAGCUCUGUUGAGUUUUCUCGCAACUUUCGGUGUAACAUCCCAUACGUCCCCCCAUCGAUUUCGCUCACGAAUCUCCUCGCGCGCUUCUUGUUUGAGCGAGAUCUCAUCUGCAGCCUCUUCUUCCGCACGGCAGCACUGUUGACUGACCUCGACAGCAGCAGGAUAAUCUGCAAGCUCCAAGUUGGUGCGGAACCCCUGCUGCCGCCUCGACUCGCUGGCUUCUUGGAGAAUCCCCAAGUAGUGGUUGACCUCUGCCACACUCUUGCUUCCGACUUUGGCGGCGAUACCAACGAGGUCGUAUUUCCCGAGGCCAAGAAGCUGAAGCUCCGGGAUUACCAACAAGAGUGCAUCAAAUCCGUAGUCUUGUCUCUCAGGCGAGGGCAUAAGAGAGUUGGCAUCUCCUUGGCCACCGGCAGUGGCAAGACAGUCAUCUUCACUCAGCUCAUAGACAAGGUCCACGACCGGGUCAGGAAUGCCAGCCAGACUCUCAUCCUGGCUCAUCGCCGUGAGCUGGUAGAGCAAGCGGCCAAACACUGCCAGCUCGCCUAUCCAGACAAGAGGAUCGAGAUUGAAAUGGGCUCUCUCCACGCAUCAGGCACGGCAGACAUCACCAUUGCGAGUGUCCAGAGCAUAACGUCCAGGGACCGACUGGACAAGUACGAUCCUGCAAAGUUCAAGCUCGUCCUUGUCGAUGAGGCUCAUCAUAUUGUUGCGCCGGGCUACCUCAGGACGUUGAAGCACUUUAGCCUUGAUCAGAAGAGAUACAACUCGCCCAUCCUGAUAGGAGUGUCUGCCACUUUCUCCCGGUUCGACGGAGUCAAGCUCGGCGCCGCUAUUGAUGAGAUUGUCUACCACAAGGACUACGUCGACAUGAUCUCGGACAAAUGGCUCUCAGACGUCGUCUUCACCACAGUCGAAUCCUCCGCCAACCUAUCCAAAGUCAAGAGCGGCGCAUUCGGCGACUUCCAGGCAGGCGAGCUCUCCAAGGUCGUCAACACCGACACCAUCAACGAAAUCACAGUCCGCAGCUGGCUCGCCAAGGCACCAGACCGAAAAUCCACCCUCGUCUUCUGCGUCGACCUCGCGCACGUCGCAGGCCUGACCAAGAAGUUCCGCGAGUUUGGCUUCGACGCCCGCUUCGUCACGGGGGACACGCCCAAGGUGGAGAGGAGCACCAUCCUCGAGGGCUUCAAGAAGCGCGAGUUCCCCGUGCUCGUCAACUGCGGCGUCUUCACCGAGGGCACCGACAUCCCAAACAUUGACUGCAUCGUGCUGGGCAGGCCGACGAGGUCGCGCAACCUGCUGGUGCAGAUGAUUGGGCGCGGCAUGAGGCUGCACCCGGACAAGAAGAACUGCCACAUCAUCGACAUGGUCUCCAGCCUCGAGACGGGCAUUGUCACCACGCCGACCCUGUUUGGCCUCGACCCCAACGAACUGGUCGAAAAGGCCUCGGUCGACGACAUGCGGAAAAUCAAAGACCAAAAGGCCGCAGAGGCAGAGCAGCAGCAACAGCAAGGAAAUUCACCCGGCACAAGCUCCAGCGCUUCUCCGGCUGUCACUUUCACCGACUACUCUUCCGUCCUGGAUCUCAUCGCCGACACUUCCGGCGAGCGGCACAUCCGCGCCAUCAGCCAAUACGCCUGGGUCCAGAUCGGCCCAGAGCGCUUCGUCCUCUCCGCCCCAAGCGGGUCAUACAUCCGCAUCGAGAGAAUCGCCGCCGAACAAAAGAGCAGCAGCCCCUCCUCGGAAGCACCCACCUACCACGCAGUCGAGAUCCGCGCGCUGCCCCAGGGCGUCGCAAAAUCGCCCUACAGCGCCCCUCGCGAGAUCCUCAAAGCCGCCACCUUUGACGACGCGGUCCACGGCGCCGACAGUUACGCCGCCGGCGCCUUCCCACACAGCUUCAUAGAGCGGCGCCAGUCGUGGAGGAGGCUGCCCCCGACGCAAGGACAGGUCGACCUCAUCAACAAGCUCCGCGGCAAAGGCAGCAGCCCUCUCUCGACGAUGGGGCUGACAAAGGGCAAAGCAGCCGACAUGAUUACGAAGCUGAAGCACGGGGCGCGAGGCCUAUUCGCGCGGAUGGAAGCAGAGAUGCGAAGAAGGGAGAAGACGAAGACUACGCUCGGUGACUGGCGGCAUAGGGAGCACGUCAGGGUCGGGCCGCUGUCGGCUUGAUGGGAGAAAAAGACAAGAGACUCUUCUUGUACUGAUGAGGGCGCAUAUUUCGGACUGUGGCGUUAUUUGGCGUUUUGGAGGAGAAGGCUUGGUGAAUAUCAAGAUGAUAUUUCAUGGGAAAUACAACAUAAAUUUACAUACCUAGGUAUAUGAACAACGCAGUGUAUGAUUAGGAUAGAUGGCGUAGAAAAAGAUACUCUCAGUGUUUAUAGAAAGCAGCAGCAGUGUGAAGGUGACUAUAGUAUACAAGAGUAUCAUCGAAUGGAUCUCCGCCACGAUAUGUUGUUGCAACCUAAGUAAGUUUUUCGACAGAAUAUUUACAGUACAGCACCAGGGUCACUUGUUGCAUCGUUCAGGAUAAAUAAGUUUCAUGCCAUGGGUAUCAUGAUCUUUCCAUUUGACAGGUCGUAGCCGUACAUGGUGUAGUAAAAGAAAAAAAAAAAAGACACUUUUGUGCCCCCCUCAAAAAUGGAUAUAUAUAAAACAAGAGGCAAUCAAAAAAUUCUCAUCCAGGAUGUGAAAAUCGAUCUUCUCUGUUCACAUGAAUGUAAAACGCACAUGCACGCAUGCACACACACACAUAACGCUUUUCAUCUGCAAUGCGUAUACCGGAACCCCCCCGUGUUUUUCCCCUACUUCCUCACGCCUCUCCCUUUGUUCCUGCUGAACCAAGACAUCAACCAUCUCUCAUAAAUGCUGUUACUUGGCGAGACCCCCAUGAGAGAAUAAAAAAUCAUCAAUCUUGCAAACCAGAUUCUGCGGCUCCUGCGCCUAUGGGUAUUUUCUUCGCAAUUUUUAUGUUUCAACGUCUGGGACGUUCAAAUGGGUAUAAAAAAGUGAAUGCCAACCAUCAAGAUUGACGUCACGAAAUUCAGUAAGCGAAAAAUGACUCGGAAACAGACGGCAAGCAAAGAACAAAAAAUUCAACACAAACAAACACACAAAGAUGGGAAAAGCAAAUUGAAGAGAAAAAAGAAAAGGAAAAGGAAAAACAAAACGCAAAAAAUCGGACGGAACAGAGCAACAAGCAGAAAGAAAAAAAGGAGGAACGCGCCAACAUCUCCAGCAAAAGUGAAGGGCCAGAAAAUGAUGCAAUCUUGGACGCUCCGGGGUAUAUCCAGCCGGGGGGGUAUUCGCAUGUAAUGGGUCUAAUUCGGCAAAGUCUAACGGAAAGGCCCAAUGGGGGCGGGGUAUCCUGAAUUCAUAGAAUGUGAAGUAGAAGGUCGCCCGCUAUCACCGGACGCACGGGUGGUGUGGCGCGGAGUGAUGGCGUCUUUGGAAAGGGGAAUGGUUAACUUGCUCUCGAAGUGGUGGUUGCUCAUGGGACGAGCCCAAGGGUUCUCAUCGUCAGCCAGGUUGACACCACUGUCGUUCCAAGGGUUUCGAUCGGCGUUGAAGCUGCGUGUCGACUCGAUCGAGAUGAGUGACGACUUGGAGACAUUGGCAGAGCCCUUGAAGAAGCUGCCUGCGGCCGAGUGUGAGCUGUUCUUUCUGCGGUCCAAGAAAGAAGAGAUGGACGUCAUGCUCCCCGGGCGCCUGAGGCGAUCGAGAAUGCUGCUGCGCUCUCGGGCAAUGU